AUGACCUUAAUUGGUUGGGGUAGUCUGGUCCUCCAGAAACCACAAUCAACUAAGCCUCGGAUACACGUAUUACCUGGAACCCCUUUUGGAAAUGGAAAACGGAAAUGUAAGGAGAUAAAGAUUGCGACCUGGAACACGUUGAGCCUGUAUCGCACUGGAGCUUGUCAGAAUCUAGCUGAUUCACUGAAAGAGUACAAUAUCACAAUUGCAGCACUUCAAGAGGUGAGGUGGACUGGUACAGGCCAAGUAAAAAUAAAUGAUUAUACAAUUUACUAUAAAGGAAUGGAUGACUUACACCAGUUUGGUGUGGGUUUUGCUGUAACUAAGGACUACGAGAUGUGUGUAAAAGAAUUUAACCCAGUAUCUGAACGCAUAUGUACGAUAAGGCUGGACACAAAACCUCUAAACAUUUUCAUAAUUAAUAUACAUGCUCCCACUGAAGGAAAAGAAGACAUAAUAAAGGAGGAAUUUUAUGAAGAAGUAACGGAGGUCUACGAUAGGGCACCAAAAAAUACGGUGAGAAUUGUUAUUGGAGAUUUUAAUGCCAAGAUAGGGAGAGAGACCAUCUAUAGACCGACAAUUGGAUUACACAGCGCUCACGAACAAAGCAAUGAUAAUGGCCAGAGAAGUAUAGCUUUUGCAACUUCAAGGAACAUGACCAUAAGCAGCACUUUCUUUCCUCACAAGGAUAUCCACAAAUAUACGUGGAAAUCACCUGAUGGAAACACGUUUAACCAAAUUGACCACUUGGCCAUUGACAAAAGAUUCAAAUCAAGUAUUUCGGAUAUAAGAAGUUAUCGAGGAGCGGACUGUGACUCAGAUCAUUUUUUGGUCAUUGCGAAAUUCAGAAUUAAGCUGAAGAAGGUUCAAAAAACAAAUAAUAGAAUACCAAAAUACAAUUUAGAGAAGCUUAAAGAAGAAGGAGAAAAUCAAAAAUACAUAAAAUCUCUCACAGAAAAGUUAAGGGAAAACCAAACGGACAAGCUGGAAACAAGUGAUAGAUGGACUAUUAUAAGAAAUACUAUAAUCGAAGCUGCAAGAAAAUCACUAGGUGAAGCCAGAAAGCAAGCAAAGAAAUGGUAUAACAAUGAGUGCCAGAAUGCAGUGCUAAAAAGAAAUGAAUACCGUCAAAAAUAUCUGAGAAAUCUUUCAGCAGAAUCCAAAGAACUAUUUGAGACAGAACGAAAGAGAUGCAGAAGACCCAGAGGCAGACCGAAGAAACGGUGGAUGGAUGGAGUACAACAAGAUCUAGAGAGGUUAGAAGUAACAGAAUGGGAGGAAAGGAUACAGGAUCGUGAUUAUUGGAGAACAGUGACAGUGGCAGCCAAAACUCUUACAGAGUUGUGA
This is a messenger RNA of Acyrthosiphon pisum (pea aphid), 1347 nucleotides long. RefSeq names its product craniofacial development protein 2-like. The coding region runs from base 1 to 1347 and encodes 448 amino acids. Lineage: Eukaryota; Metazoa; Arthropoda; Insecta; Hemiptera; Aphididae. Gene Ontology annotation, molecular function: catalytic activity. The transcript has 3 exons. The record is from RefSeq and is a predicted model, not a curated record.